AUGUUUGCGGGAAGGAAUGGUGACGUUAAUGUCGAGGCAUUGACGAGGUGGGAUGGUGCGAUUGGACAAGUGCCGCAAGAGAAUGCUGGUAAUGGAGGAAAGGAUGAGUUCUGUGCUUUUAGAGAGUUUCGAAGUACUCACAUGCUGACGAAAGGAGCUGAGGAUUGGUGGACUAAUACCGUGCAGAUAUUCGAUGAGGAAGGCGUUGAAGUUACAUGGACUCUUUUCUGUGGUGCAUUCUUGGAAAACUAUUUUCCAGAAGAUGUACGUGAAAAGAAAGAAGUGGUAUUUCUGAAGUUGAAACGAGAAAGAGGACAAUACCGUGGGAAACCGUAUGAUAAUAAGAAGAAGCAAAAAUCUGGUUUUGGCGGUAAGCCAAGUGGAGGAAGAGCUUCUACUUUGAUUAAGUGCUACAAGUGUGGCAAGCUGGGUCACAAAGUUUUUGAUUGUGAAAUUGGUUCGGGUAGGAUUUGCUACAGUUGUGGUGAGCAAGGACACAUCAGUGCCAGGUGCGACACGUCAAAGAAGGAGCAAGCGAAGGCGAAAGUGUUUGUGUUGUCUGGUGAUGAGGCCACUGCUAAAGAUAGGAUAAUCUGA
Vicia villosa (hairy vetch) is the source of this 597-nucleotide messenger RNA. RefSeq lists its product as uncharacterized. The record is from RefSeq and is a predicted model, not a curated record. The transcript has 2 exons. Gene Ontology annotation, molecular function: nucleic acid binding; zinc ion binding. Lineage: Eukaryota; Viridiplantae; Streptophyta; Magnoliopsida; Fabales; Fabaceae. The coding region runs from base 1 to 597 and encodes 198 amino acids.